UUCCACGUUUGGUUGCCUCUCUCUCUCUCUCUCUCCGUGUUGCUUUUUUAAUCAAUCUCCCACUCUAACUCAACUCCAGCUCCAGCUCCAGAGAGAGAGAGAGAGAGAGAUCAAACACGUCAUAUACCCUCCCCCCCAAAUCAAAAGAUCAAUAUAGCAAUUUAUCGAUCAGAGAGAGAGAGAGAGCUACCUCUGUUCCCGGAACAAACAAAGUAAACAAGAAUGGCUCUCUGCAGGCUCAACACCUUCCCAUCUCACACGCUCAUCCCUUGUUCUUCUUCUUCUUCUUCUUCUAAGUCCCGCAAUUUCAGAUCUCCAAAAAUCUUCAUGGCCUCCACUCCUUAUUCCGUCUCCAGAGAGACUGAGAAGAUGAAGAAAACUCAAUUCCCUCCACGCGAGUCACACAUUCAAGUGACUCAUUCCAUGCCUCCUGAACACCUUGAGAUCUUCAAGUCCUUAGAGGAGUGGGCUGAUGAUAACAUCUUGGUGCACCUAAAGCCUGUUGAGAAAUGUUGGCAAGCACAAGAUUUUCUUCCUGCCCCUGAGUCGGAGGGAUUCUAUGAGCAAGUAAAGGAGUUGAGGGAAAGAGCAAAAGAAAUUCCUGAUGAUUAUUUUGUGGUCUUGGUUGGAGAUAUGGUCACAGAAGAAGCUCUUCCAACAUACCAGACAAUGCUUAAUACUCUAGAUGGAGUUCGGGAUGAGACUGGUGCAAGCCUCACCUCCUGGGCAAGAUGGACCAGGGCAUGGACUGCUGAAGAGAAUAGGCAUGGAGACCUUCUAAACAAGUAUCUCUAUCUCUCUGGACGAGUAGACAUGAAACAAAUCGAGAAGACAAUUCAGUAUCUUAUUGGAUCAGGAAUGGAUCCUAAAACGGAGAACAAUCCCUACCUUGGUUUCAUUUAUACUUCAUUUCAAGAGAGGGCUACCUUCAUCUCCCAUGGGAACACAGCCAGGCAAGCAAAAGAGCAUGGGGACAUGAAAUUGGCUCAGAUAUGUGGCACCAUUGCCUCGGAUGAAAAACGUCAUGAAACUGCCUAUACAAAGAUUGUGGAGAAGCUCUUUGAGAUAGACCCAGAUGGCACUGUAUUGGCUUUAGCUGACAUGAUGAAGAAAAAAAUAACAAUGCCUGCCCACUUGAUGUAUGAUGGUCAGGAUUAUAAUCUUUUCGAGAAUUUCUCAGCUGUUGCCCAGCGGCUGGAAGUUUAUACGGCCAAGGAUUACGCUGAUAUUUUGGAGUUUCUGGUUGGUAGAUGGAAAGUAGAGGAGUUGACUGGUCUUUCUGGUGAGGGUCGUAGAGCACAAGAUUUCGUAUGUGGAUUGCCACCGAGAAUUAGAAGGUUGGAGGAGAGAGCUCAGGGAAGAGCCAAGAAAUCAUCCAGUGUUCCAUUCAGCUGGCUUUUUGGUAGAGAGAUAAUUGUUUAAGUGCUGUGCUGCAUGUGGUUCGCAUACACCCGCACCAUCUUCAUCUUGUCUCCUGGAGUAUGUGAGAAACAAUUUGCCAGUGUACCACUGGGGUUGGUUUGCUCUGUGAUGAGACUUCUUUUUGUAGAUACACUAUUUUCUUUCUAUUGUACUCUGAGAGAAUUAUAGUUGUGCCCAUAUUAUUAUAGUUGUCUAUUCAAUUCAGAAUGGCGAGAUCAAAAGCUCUCUCGUCUUUUUUGUUUUCUAGAAUAAUCAAAUAA
Rosa rugosa (rugosa rose) is the source of this 1682-nucleotide messenger RNA. RefSeq names its product stearoyl-[acyl-carrier-protein] 9-desaturase, chloroplastic-like. Gene Ontology annotation, molecular function: stearoyl-[ACP] desaturase activity. The coding region runs from base 223 to 1422 and encodes 399 amino acids. Gene Ontology annotation, biological process: fatty acid biosynthetic process. Gene Ontology annotation, cellular component: chloroplast stroma. NCBI's taxonomy places the organism in Eukaryota, Viridiplantae, Streptophyta, Magnoliopsida, Rosales, Rosaceae. The transcript has 3 exons. The record is from RefSeq and is a predicted model, not a curated record.